Aegilops tauschii subsp. strangulata is the source of this 1359-nucleotide messenger RNA. NCBI's taxonomy places the organism in Eukaryota, Viridiplantae, Streptophyta, Magnoliopsida, Poales, Poaceae. The record is from RefSeq and is a predicted model, not a curated record.
AUGACGGGCAAUGAUAGCCGCGACGACGCCUUCAAGAAGGGAAUGAUCUUCGCCACCGCCGGUCCGUCCGAAGAUAGAACAGGUUUUCACCUCGGCCAACACUCACCGUCACCGAACGCCACACCCCGGCAACCACGUCGCCCACACGGCCAUGGAGACCGGGCAGCACCAAGGCACGGGCUCUGCCCACGAGCACUGCGCUACCACCACCAGGGUCGCCGCCCCAGCAUCCAAGACCUCGACACCACCUCACCCGAGACCCGUCGCUCCCCAACGAAAGAGACGAGCGGAAAGGUCCCACCUUUCGCCCUCCUAGGCGACCCCCAGCGUCGAGACCCAAUAGGUCGGCCAAAACUGGCAUCCACCGACCCGUCCUGCAGCCCCGAGCGCGAGACGAGCUCGGUCCUGCUGCAUCGACAGGGGGACGAGGUCAGUCCUGCUGCACCGUGCGCGAGACAAGCUCGGUCCUGCUGCAUCGGGCGCGGGACGAGCUCGGUCCUGCAGCACCGGGGCACGAGACGAGCGGUGGACCGCAGCUGGGAGAGGACCAACCCAUUGAUGGGAGUAACGCCCGAGCGACGAGGAGAUGGGGUGAAGGCCGAAACGUCCCGACCGCAAACGAGCCGACGCUGGAGAAGCCGGCCGCUUUCGCGAACAGAUCCGUCGAGCUACCGUGGAGCCGCCACAACACCGGGAGGCCAUCACCGAGACCUUCCCACGCCGCCGCCCACGGCCGGAGCAGUGGCCACGCCCGGCCGCUGCCCAACCCGCGCCGCCUGCAGGAAAACUCGCAUCAGAUCCGGCCGGCACGCUCCCACCUGUACCAGCACCAGCGCGCCUCCGACCCCGACCGAGAGGAGAAGGAGGCCGAGCCAUGGCCGAAGAGAAGGGGUCCACCGGGACCCGCCCGCUGCAGCCCGUGAUCGGAGCUGGACCACCGCCGCCACCAGGCGAGUCGCCCCCGGAGCCCCGCCCGCCGCCAGGCAACAGAAGCAGGCGGCUCCUCAGCAUCGCCAGAGCAGCAGCCCGCCAAGGCAGAGCGCCCUCCGGCCCUCGCUGCCGCAGCCCGAGCCGGCCGACAAGGGGAUCUGGACCGAAGGAGCCGACCCCUCCAUCUCUGCCUCACCAGCCGUCCAUCCAUCCGCGCAGCCGCCGCCGCUCCACUGGCAGGCCGCGCCACCAGCACGGCCGCCCGGGUCGCCGCCGCGCCGCCCCGCGCGAGCGACGCGCCCCUGCCAAGCUGUGGCGUCUGCGCCGCGAGCAACAGGGGAGGGGGGCCAGAAGACCCCUCCGCCGCCGAUGCCAAUCGGGCUUCGCCCGGCGGUGCCCUCCGGCGGCGGCGAGGAGGAGAGGAGGUGA